Suhomyces tanzawaensis NRRL Y-17324 is the source of this 300-nucleotide messenger RNA. RefSeq lists its product as uncharacterized. The coding region runs from base 1 to 300 and encodes 99 amino acids. The record is from RefSeq and is a predicted model, not a curated record. The transcript has a single exon. NCBI's taxonomy places the organism in Eukaryota, Fungi, Ascomycota, Pichiomycetes, Serinales, Debaryomycetaceae.
AUGACCCAAGAAACUGCACACACCGUCCAGGACAACAAGCGGUUGUCCAAGAACAAGCAGCCGGUCCGAGUGGUCUUGUUCCCCAACGGCAAGCAUCCGGUGAACGACUUUGCCCUCCCGCCCGUGGGCACCGUCCAGGACAUCGAUUCGCUCACCCGAGCCCAGUUGGUGCAGUACAUGGUGGGGUACCAGUUGGGGUAUAACGACAAGCUUGCCAAUGUGCGGAUGAAGGAGAAGUUGAAGCACGCGGUGGGGCUUGCCGGCACCUACGACAAUAUCUUUAUCUUCAAGGAGAACUAG